AUGGAAUGGUCAAGUCCUAUUGAUCUUAUUGAACGAUAUGAACAUUUUUUACAAAUGAACAAAUCUUCAUCCAACGAAGCAUUUUAUAAUUGUACUCUACCAUGGUUCGGACCGCUCUGUCAAUAUAAAUUCAUUGUAAAUCAAUCAUUUCCACAGUUGAUCGAAGCAAUAGAUUAUAGGUAUGGAGACCGAGAUGUAAAUGCAAGUUUUACUUGUUAUAUAUAUUUGAAAUGUAAUCGUGGUUCACCUUAUAUUUGUCUCGAUUGGCGUGAAGUAUGCGAUGGAAAAGUCGAUUGUGUCGAUGGUGGAGAAGAUGAAAAAUAUUGUCUCGAACUUGAAUUAAACAUAUGUGAAGAAAACGAAUAUCAAUGUCGAAAUGGAAUUUGUGUCGAUAAAGUGUUUCUAUUAGAUGAACCGAAUAGUUUCAUCAGUCCAGAGUGUUUAGAUAGAUCGGAUGAACGUAUAAACAAAGAAGUAAGUCCAUGUAAAUUUAUUCCACUUUUUAGGUGCGAAGAUAUCAUGUCUCGAUCCAUUUCUGAUUUUACUUGUGGAGAUGGCCAUGAGCUUUGGUAUAGUAUACCACACAAGGAAGCUUCCUGUAAAAAUAAGCGAGAUCAAGUAUUGAACUUCCUAAUCGAUUGGCACAAUAAUGAAGACACACGAUUUCCUCGGUGUUUCAAGAUUCUCAUAUGUACGUCGGUUAUGUUUUCAUCGAAGGAAUUUGAUGAGUAUUGCAAACACUUAUGUGAGAAUAAGGAAGAAUGUAAAAUACAAAUUAUUCAGUCGUGUCCAGCUGCAUUCAUUGCACCUACUAUACCCGUGUGGGAUGGUCAUGUCAGAUUAGGAUACUUUUCUAAUCAAACAUUUAGCAAAAGUAAUUUGGGCACACCUAAUUUUAUCUGUUAUGACAAAAAACGUUGUCCAUUUUUUAUACCAACACUGACAGUGGAAAAUUAUACAUGUAUACAUAUGAAUGCUUUGAAUUUCUCAUCAUAUAGCCAACUUUACAAGCCAUUUAUUUCAUGCAAUCAAUUCUUUGAAAGUAUGAAUGACACUCACUGUCUAUAUCCGACUAUGUUACGUUGUUUGGGAACAAGUAAAUGCAUUUCUAAGCGUCAAAUUAUGGAUGGCAUUUCGGAUUGUUACGACAAUUUCGAUGAAUCACUCUCAGCUAAUUCAUGUGCAUUGAAUGAUACAGAUCGCUUUCAAUGUAUAUCGGAACAAAAAUGUCUUCGACCUACUCUCGUGAAUGAUCGAACGGCACACUGUGUGGACAAAGAGGAUGAGUUUGUUCAAGAUAUUAUCAUAACUGAUAUUCGUCAACUUCCUUUUUCUGCUAUUUGUGAUAAUUGGAUUGAUAUGUUGAAUUUAACAAAUGAAACUGAUGAAACUCAUUGUGGUGAACAGUGGCAAUGUGUCAACCAAUAUACACGCUGUAAUUCAGUAUGGAAUUGCCCAAAAGGCAUUGAUGAAAUUAACUGUUCAUCAAGUUUUCGGUGUCCUGCAAAUCAUCAUCCUUGUCUCACUGGAAAGAAUGAGACAAUGAGUUGUUUACAUAUGAGAUAUGCUGAAGAUGGAAUUGUCGAUUGUCUUGGAGCAACUGAUGAGCGAUCUUAUUGUAGAUCAUUAUAUCCGAAAGAUAGUCUCAAAAGUUAUCGCUGUUGGAAUGACACCAAAUGUGUUCACGUUUCUAAUCGCUGUAGACUUUGCAAAAAUGUUGACGACAUUGAUUUAUGUGAUCACCCUUUUGAAGAAAUUCUGGAUAUUACUACUUAUCUAGAAUAUGCACAAAACAUUUGGUUUUAUACUAAAAUGUCGUUCUCGCAUAAAUCUUCACUUAAUUUUCCUCGUAUGCAAUUACCAUCACCUGUUCAAAAACAUAAGCAACAUCGUAUAAUAGACAAUAUGGAAAUGAAUGUUGCUAAAUAUCAAGAUGAUCCUCGUGCAUGGUUAUGCCAUCGAGGUGUUGUAAUUCUUGUUAAUAAGGAUGAAACAGUACAUUGUCUUUGUUCAUCACAUUAUUAUGGGAAUUUUUGUCAAUUUCAAAAUCAACGCGUUACUUUUACUAUUCGAAUACGUCAAGAAAACUUAGAAAAAUUUCAUGUGAUUGGUAUUGUUAUUAGACUUGUUGAUCAUAUUGGUCUUGUUCAUUCAUAUGAACAAGUUACAUACGUUCCUGUAAUUAAUUGUGAUACUAAAUACAAUUUACAUCUUCUUUAUCAAGAUCGACCGAAGAAUAUGUCAAAGAAUUAUUCAGUCUAUAUCGAUGCAUAUAAUAAAAGAAAUCUUACUUAUAUGACCAGUUGGAUAUUUCCAGUUCAAUUUCUUUUUAUGCCUAUCAAUCGUAUGAGUGCUCUACUAACAAUUCCAACAUAUCAAGGUUGUCAUUUAUUAUGCAGUGACAAAUAUCUUGAAUCAUUAAGAAAUAUUAACACUGAUUCUUGUCGAUGUCAUUCAGAUCGAAUGAUUCAAGAUAAAUGUAAUUGUUCACCAGAUUCAAUCUGUAUUGGUUUCAUCAAUAAUCGAUCAAUUUGUCUUUGUUCUUUAACAAAAGUUGGUCCUCGAUGUUAUCUUAAUUCAAUUUGUCAAAUGGAUACCUGUGAGAAUAAAGGUAUUUGUGUGCCAUCUGAUCCUCGAAUUUCUUCGACAAAUUUCACAUGUGUCUGUCCAGAGGGAUUUUUUGGCGACAAUUGCGAAGAAAAAGAUGUAAAAAUUGACAUGUCAUUUUCUGAUGUAGAACUUACACAAUUUAUAUUGAUUCACUUCAUCAAAGUGGCAAAACGUCAUGAUUUGAGUACAGAUCCAGCGCCCAGUCGAAUAACUAUGUUCAAGAAAAUCCCAUUUAAUCAAAAGAUAAUCACAUUUCAUAUGGCAUCGGAUUUUCAUCUUGUCUUUGUUCAACUUAAGUAUGUUUAUUAUUUGAUUGUACUUCAACAUGAAUAUACACCUUCAAUUGUUAUUUCUACACAACUUUCUUCGUCACAACGUUGUCCACACAUUCGGGAACUUCUUGAUGAAGUCAUUGUUGGUUAUCCGAUUCUUCAUCGUGUAAAAUACUAUCAUACGGUAUGUAAAAACCAUUCUCAUCUGAUGUGUUUCCAUGAUAAUGAGACAUUUAUGUGUCUGUGUACACAAGAAAGACAUGCAAAUUGUUUUCAUUUUAAUUUUAAUAUGACUUACGAUUGUUUGGGUUACAAUGAUUGUCAAAAUGGAGCACAAUGCUUUCAAGAUCAUCCCCAUUGUCCAACAAAAACUAUAUGUAAUUGUCAAGAAUGUUUUUAUGGUGACAAAUGUCAGUUCACUACCAAACAUUCUGGUCUUUCACUUGAUUCUAUUUUGGGUUAUCAUAUUCAACCAUAUCUAUCGAUAAAUCAACAAUCUUUACCUGUCAAAAUCAGUAUAACAUUAGCAACAUUAAUAUUAAUUAUUGGUCUCAUUAGUGGUAUUCUGUCAAAUCUGACAUUCCAGAUAAAAUCAAUACGAGAAAUAGGUUGUGGUCUUUAUCUAUUUGCGUCAUCAAUAACAUCGAUUUUGAUAAUCAUUUUUUUAAAUAUUAAAUUAUGGUUUCUUAUUCUUUCUCAAAUGAAUAUUAUUACUAGUCGAUCUUUCCUCUGGUUUAAUUGUCGUUCAAAUGAAUAUCUACUUCGACUUCUAUUAGCCACCAAUGAUUGGUUACAUGCUUGUGUGACAGUCGAACGAUUUCUUGUUGUUUUCUUAGGCAUUGGUUUCAAUAAGGCAACCAGCAAAAAAUAUGCAAAACGAAUGAUAUGGGUCAUUGUUCUAUUAGUUGCUGCAUCUAUUCUUCAUGAUCCAAUUCAUCGUCGUCUAUUCGAUGAUAUCGAAGAAGAAAGAACGUGGUGUAUGCUUCAUAUUUCUCCACAACUCGAAAUUUAUGAUAGAUUUAUCAAUAUUCUUCAUUUUCUUGUUCCUUUUUCCCUCAAUUUUAUCUUGGCCAUUGGUAUUAUUUUUUAUGCUGCGAAACAACGUUCAUCCAUAGAAAAGAAAGGCACUUUUCGAAAGCAAUUAAAAAAACAAUUUUCUCGUCACAAACAUCUCAUUCUUAGUUCAAUUCUUUUGGUAAUCUUAGCUGUUCCUCGUUUGAUUAUUUCAUUCUUACCUAAUUGUAUGAAAUCACCAAAAGAAUAUAAGCUGUUCUUGGCUGGUUACUUCGUUUCAUUUAUUCCGCCGAUACUUCAUUUUUUUAUUUUUGUAUUAACGUCACAAAUAUAUAAGAAAGAAUUCGAUAUACUGACAACACGAAAAUGGAAAGCAUUUCGACGUCGUUUAUAUCCAAAUGAUGAAUUAUCAAGAAGAAAUUAA
Adineta steineri is the source of this 4320-nucleotide messenger RNA. The record is from the annotation of a GenBank genome assembly. Lineage: Eukaryota; Metazoa; Rotifera; Eurotatoria; Adinetida; Adinetidae.